AUGUGUGUCGAGGUCGUGACGAUCGAUCGAGGCACCGCGACGCUUUGCACGGAUGGCGUCCAUCUCUUCGCUGUCGAGUUGCACGAGGCGGCGGUAGCGGUCCACGAACUCGUUUGCGCGGGGUCCGAGUGGGUUCGGUCUCCGCGCCCCUUGCUGGCAGACACGACCUCGAUGUCGGCGGACGUCCAAGCUUUCUGGACUGCACCAGAGCCGUUUAUGUGCAUCACGAAUGGACACAGUAUCGCGGCCUACCGUGUCGACGAGACACGACUCCAGUGUGUCGCGAUUAACUUGGCGACGGCCGAAGCGACGACUGCCGUCUCGGCCGACUGCCCCCUCUCUGCCAUCACGUUGGAUCUGCGCAACAACGUCCUCUGGGCGGCCACCAAGAAGUCGAUCGUGUGCCAUCGCAACGACGGUCCCCGUGUGGGGAUGCCGCAGACCGUCGACAAGGUGGACGUCUCGGCGCUUCUCGCUUCGACAGCGAGCUCGUCAAUCUCGGUUCUUGUCCGUCUUUUUGGCGUGUGCAACCGUGUUGUUGAUGCCUACUGGAGCAACGACACUUUGCCCUCGACUGCGCGUCUGGACGUGGCGUUUGCUGUGGAUCUCUGCCCAAGUACCUUUGGCGACCUGAUUGCUCUCGUCGAAAAACUCUCACGUAGCCCCGUCCUUCCGCCGUGGCAAGCGUUCAUCGUCGAAGUGAGUCUCAAGCUGCUCUCGAUCAACACAACUCAAUGGAGCGCUGCGCCCGAGUCGUUGCCAGACCACGGAGCCAUCCGAGACCUUGUUCAGCACAGUGGCUUGCGCGAUGUCCUCCGAGCCUUGCUUGAGGCUGAAUCCACACUACCGCGCCUCCGUGAUGCCUCUCGCCGGCUCUACGUGGCGUCGAUCGACAUGCUUUUUCCGACCGUGGACACUCAAUGGGCUUUGCUUGCGGCUUGCAUUGCGACGAGCGACACAAUCGCGCUUCCGCUCGUGCAGCACAUGGCGUCGCGGUCCAAAAUGCAAUCGUUUGUCGCCGGUGACAUUUCGUUGGCGCUUCGCAGCUCGAUCAAGCAGAUCGUGGAUGCAUCGGCGGCCUUCACGUUGUCCGAGCUGGAUGGUGACACGACGUCGGAACGCGUCGAUCUCGGCGCCGCACUCGUUCAUCUUGUCUCGACGCUGCUGGACGCGGUCACAGCGACGUGCGAACGGCAUGUAUCGGCGACUGCGCACGUCAUUGGUGUCGUUCUCGCUGCUUGCGACGCACUGUGUGUACGUAUCGCGACGGCGCCAACCGCCGCCGCGUUGCAGAUCCUCGAGUCGAGCGUGCUCGGGACCGUGGCCCCAAAGCUGUUUGCAAUUGUCGAGUAUCUUGUGGCGUCGUUGCCGGCGGCGACAUCAGGUCUGAGUGAUGUGGUGGCCGACUUUGUGCCGUUGGCAAUGACGGUGCUCGAGCGCAUUCAGCCGUUGUUUCGUGCUGUCGAAAGCCGCGAUACGUUUGUCGAGACUAAGCACCGCGGGUGCACGACCGUCGUGUUCGAGUCGGAGCACGAGUACCGCAACGACAUGCACGAAAUCAAGGAGCUUCGUCUCGAUGGUGCGCAGAGCAUGACCAUUGCGUUUGACAGCCGGUGUCGCUCCGAGUACAACUACGACUACGUCGUCUUUUACACGGACAAGUCGUGCACGACGUUCUACGGCGAAGACAAGUACUCGGGUCGCGACGGCUCGUUCAAUUGGCCCGGCGUCGGGAAUUUGCCGCCGCUUGUCAUUCCGGCCGACCACUGCUUCGUGCUCUUUCACUCGGACGGGUCCAACACGGACUGGGGCUACAAGUUCACGGCUACCGCCGACGUGACGGAAAACAGCCGGUCGUUCGAGAUGCACUGGCUCACGAGCCUGGAACAUUGUCUAUUGGACGCGCUGCAUAGCGUCGUUACGCUCGAGGCGACGUGGUGUCCUGUGGCGC
Messenger RNA from Saprolegnia parasitica CBS 223.65, 1951 nucleotides. RefSeq lists its product as hypothetical. Lineage: Eukaryota; Oomycota; Saprolegniomycetes; Saprolegniales; Saprolegniaceae. The record is from RefSeq and is a predicted model, not a curated record. The transcript has a single exon. The annotation marks the transcript as partial.